Messenger RNA from Aspergillus costaricaensis CBS 115574, 398 nucleotides. RefSeq lists its product as uncharacterized. The record is from RefSeq and is a predicted model, not a curated record. Lineage: Eukaryota; Fungi; Ascomycota; Eurotiomycetes; Eurotiales; Aspergillaceae. The transcript has 2 exons. The coding region runs from base 89 to 310 and encodes 73 amino acids.
CAUACAUACACUUCCUAUCUACUUGAACUCAUACCUCCUACAUACAUCCUCCCAACCAACCAAACAAUAAAUAAAGGGAUUAAAGAAAAUGUCCGCCCCCAAUCCCGGCCGCCAAUCCCCCUCUCCCGAGCGCCAAUCCGGCGCCCAGCAACAAGACCCUCCCUCGCAGGGCAAAGCCCAGCCUCAAUAUGCGCCGCCCGAACAUGACGUCCAGGAUCAGGCGGCCCAGACGGCGAAUUUGUCGAGUAACCCUAAGCAUCCGUUGGAGGAUAUAGAGAGUGCGAAGUUUUCGAAGGGGGGUGUGGCUUAACCUAGCCUUUCUUUCUCUUUCUUCUUCUGGAAGAUAUUUAGGGAUGGGGGUAAAGAACUGGGAAGUGAAAUAAAUGAAUGUAUUUAUG